AAAAAGAUAAUUGUUUCUAGUCGCUUUAUCAUCGGUUGAGUUAGAGUGAAAGAUUGAAAAUAGUUAAGUAAACAAAGAGAAAUUGUCUUAUGCAGAUAGUACCUUUUCUAAUGUUUGUCUUCUAGUCUAGUUUAGUGUUAUUGUUCAGAUAUUGCGAUUUGUCGAGAAAAUAUUUUAUGAGCCAUCGUGCAAGUUUAAUAUAGCACUGAUGUACAAACGCACAGCUUCCAUAGUAGCCGAAGAGGACAACUAUCUUGAUGAUCUUGUGCAUGAUAAACAGAGCAACCGACCUUCCACUAGUAAACAUACUCUAGACUCUGACGAAGAGGAUAGUGGUGACGAUGAUACUCAGUACAAUGUUCUUACUGAGAACGAUAUCGAAGGUGAGGAAGAUGGAAUCGCCCGUGUUGAUGGAGAAACCAAAAUUACCCCUUUCAAUAUGAAAGAGGAAAUGGAAGAAGGUCAUUUUGAUGCAGAUGGUCAUUAUUUGUGGAAAAAAGGUGGAGAAAUCCGCGAUAAUUGGUUGGAUAACAUAGAUUGGGUCAAAAUAAAGAAUGAUCCCAACUAUAAAGACAAAAAAGUUAGUCUAGUAAAAGGGUUGGCAGAAUCUGACUCAGAAGACGAUAGCGAUGAUAAAAUCAAGCCUUUUGAUGCAUCUUCAACGUACCGAAGUAUACUAGAUAUGAUGGAACCCAAGGAAACCAUCAAGAAAGCUCUUCAAAGGAUCGGUAAAAAAACGGUGAAAUUAACUACUGCUCAACGUUGGAAAAUGAAAAAGUUAGGUACUUUGGAUGAGUCUAGUGAAAAAAUUACCAAAUUGACGGAAUUAGCCAAUGAAAUUCUGACACAAGAAGGUAAUAUGGAUAUUUACGACGAAACCUAUGAGAUGAUUCAGAAAAAAGUAAAAGAUUCCAAAGGACAGCCUGACGAAGAAUUAGACAUGUAUGCAGAUGAUUUUGAUAACAAGGAGAAAGUCAAAUUGAAAGAACAUAAUUCGACGGAUGGUUCAACUCGUUCCAAUGAGGAACCUUCCUCUUCCAAAACCCGAAUUGAUGAAAUCACUCAGGGGCAAAUGUGGGAAUAUAAGGAACAGCAAAAUGCUGAUAAGAUACUCGGACCUUUUACAACGGAACAAAUGCAACAAUAUGCUGAGGAAGGACGAUUCAGCAGUGGAGCAUUCGCUAGAAAACUGGGCUCAGAAGAUUCUCGGUUUUACUCUGCUGCUAGAAUUGAUUUUGAGUUAUAUUUGUAAUUACGAUAAAUAAAACGAAUGUAGAUGAAUCUAACUAGAAA
Molecule: messenger RNA, 1293 nt
Organism: Malaya genurostris
Lineage: Eukaryota; Metazoa; Arthropoda; Insecta; Diptera; Culicidae
Gene: holn1
Product: CD2 antigen cytoplasmic tail-binding protein 2 homolog
Exons: 2
Coding region: 209-1252 (347 amino acids)
Cellular component (GO): U5 snRNP
Molecular function (GO): protein binding
Source: RefSeq, a predicted model, not a curated record